This is a messenger RNA of Hydatigera taeniaeformis, 2391 nucleotides long. Lineage: Eukaryota; Metazoa; Platyhelminthes; Cestoda; Cyclophyllidea; Taeniidae. The record is from the annotation of a GenBank genome assembly.
AUGGAAAUUAGUGAUUUACCAGAUGGGCUGCCAUUUGAUUUGUUACGACGUGUUCUAGCUGAAGAAUGUUCUGACAGUGUCAAGAACAUUAAAUUGUUUUACAACGGCAGUUUAAUAAAAAGUGGAGUCACACCCAAAAGACUUUUUAAAGAUCUGAGUGUUGUUCCGGAAAUCGAAUGCCGUUUUAAGCAUCCUUCGCAAACAUCCAAAAUUCCUUUAGGAAGAAGGAAGUGCAAGUUGUCUCGAACAGAUGAUAUUACUGUGUAUAUUUUUAAAGGAGAAGAUAAAUCAAAGGACAGACAACCAGAUAAUUUGAAAGUGAACAUUGAAGACAAUGAUUUUGAUCCUGGACCGCAUAUAGUUCAAAUACAAUGGAUAUCUGAAGAGCCAAGAAAACCUUUCUUGGGUGGUUAUCGAAGAAGAUCAGAUCAAGUUCUUUUUUACCAUGCUACAUCUCAAACUGCUCCAAAAUCUCCAGAUAAUCCUACUGUUCCACUUUUUUCUCGAGAAACACAAACUUAUGCGGUAAAGCAUGAGAAUGACCAAACACUUCAGCAAGCCACAACAGCAAUGGCAAAACCUGGCUUCUACAUUUCCAACACCAAUGACAGAGUGGUAACACCUAGGCUGUACGAGACUGCAGACGAGCAUAGGAUGCGCCUGAAUAGAUGUGCAAUAGUAAUACAGAAGUAUGUGCGACGUUGGCUUGCUAAACGUAGAGUUGCUCAUCUUCGUACACUCCGAGACAAGUACAAUGCGUCUGUGGGAAGAAAGCAACAAAUGUAUUUGCAAAACAGACUUAAUAGACCAACUCUUGACUAUAAUAGACGAGCCCGCCCCAAAACACGAUACGAUAUCGACAGACUCUUUAAUGCUCUUGAGGAAUGGCGUGUAAAGGAAGUGAAGUGUAUACAUAUGAACUCAGGAUCUUUAGCCAUUAGAAAAGCGGACAUGGGUUUGGUCCUUGACAAGGAGGUUGAAUUAAUAAAGAAAAUUAUGCAAAACCAAAUGGAACUCUCGGGCUGCGGGAAAAUGCGGGAGCAAGAGCGUUUCAUCGAAAAAGCUGCCUCGGCAGUUCGUUGGAGGAGUGAGCAGAGUCUGGGACCUGUGGAAAUGGACACCUCAUAUACUCUUUUUGGAAAGCGUCUUUUAACCUUAUAUGAAAACCUUAAAUCCGAUUGUCUUAGUGAGACUGAACGGAUGGACUUACUUCUUACUGUUAAGAAGUUAGUUGGAAGGUACCCAUCUUCCCUAAGUUGUGACAUUGUGACUCUUGCAGAAAGGGAGACGGAGUUAAUACUAAGAAAUAUCCCAGUUUCAAUGCUUGUUGGUCUGCGCCAGCGCAUUCUCCAACGUUUUAUGCAAUUUUGUAAAGUGCCCGAGUACAACCCAGCAGUGGCAUCACAUCUUCCAAUCCCUAACAAAAACGAUCCAAAUGCCCGCACAAGGAUGUGGAAUGACACUCAUCGAUGUAUAUCUUGUGGUGGAUACCUUUCGACCGCGAAAUUUGGUGUUACUGCACGGGCCAAGCAUCUGGAUGUUUGUUUAUUCUGUUGGCGGCAAGGAAAUCGUGGAAGGGAUCGACUAGACUUAAAACCCUAUCAACAAAUCCUUGAAGAUCUUCAAAAAUCUGAAGCUGAGCUACUUCGCAAAGCUAAUUGUAACAAAACUAUUGAAUUACAGAACUUAGAGCUUAAUGCUCUUGAUAAGGCUGUGGAAGAGCAGAAACGAAGGAAAGAGGUUCGAGAUUAUGUGCCAAAUGACACAGGGACUCUGUUUAAGGCACAAAGCCGGUAUUCAGCAGUUGAUACUAAGAUCGUAUCAAAUCACUUUGAAUUGCUUGUCAACGUUCAGGAUAUUUAUUUUCUGGUUAACAAAAUAUGGAAUGGUCGAUCUGCUCUUUCUGGAUGUUCUGAACUUAAUGAUUUGACGCUUUGUCGAUGGAAAGUUACAGUGCCAUGGUCACCAUGGAAUACAUUAUUGGUUACAAAGGAGGAAGCUGAUCUACACAUGGAACUUAGCAAUAUCCCUUCGACUUUGCUGUAUGCUGACACUAUGCUAACUAGGGUACGUCAGCGGCUUGUGAUCGGCAAGAAUGUGUUUGUGCGGCUCUGUUUAAUCGGACGCAAUAUGACCCAAGAACGGCUGGAAUUGAAUGAGGAACUUCUACAGCCUAAAGUGAAAAAUGUCCCUCAUCCAUUGGAAAGGAAAUUGUAUAAAGCUGAGGGUAAACCACUGUAUCUACUCACAGCUGAGGAAAGGCACAAAUCAACGUUCCAACCACCUCAGAUCUUGCUUCCUGUCAUUAAAGGUGAAAAGAAACUAAUGAAUUUAGAAAUUAAAAGCCUUAAGGAGAUUUGGCCCUUGUCAGAACCCACCAAAAGAGAAUGA